AUGAGGCUCAUCAUCAGGGACGAUGCCGAAUCGGCAGCCACCUACGUCGCCAACUACAUCGUCAACCGCAUCAGGGAGUUUGGUCCCUGUACCGAGAGGCCCUUCGUCAUGGGUCUCCCUACAGGGAGUACCCCCAUGGGUGUGUACAAGCUCCUUGUCGAGAAGUACAAGGCUGGCGAGGUCUCCUUCGAACAUGUUGUCACAUUUAACAUGGAUGAAUAUGUCGGCAUCCCUCGCGACCACUCUCAGAGCUACCACACUUUCAUGUGGCGCAAUCUCUUCUCGCACAUCGAUAUUCUCCCCUCCAACGUCCACAUCCUCAACGGCAACGCCCCCUCCCUCGAGGCUGAAUGUGCCGCCUACGAAGCCGCCAUCAGCGCCGUUGGCGGCAUAGACCUUUUCCUCGCUGGCAUCGGCGCCGACGGCCACAUCGCCUUCAACGAGCCAGGCUCCUCGCUGGCCUCGCGCACACGCGUCAAGACCCUAGCCUACGACACGGUCCUCGACAACGCGCGCUUCUUCGGCGACGACCUCGCCGCCGUGCCCCGUUGCGCCCUGACCGUCGGUGUGCGCACCGUCCUCGACGCCGCCGAGGUCGUUGCCGUCGCGCUCGGCGCCCGCAAGGCCCCCGCCCUGCAGCGCUGCAUCGAGGCCGGCGUCAACCACAUGUGGACCCUGUCGGCGCUGCAGAUGCACCCGCACGCCAUGGUCGUCUGCGACGAGGACGCGACGCUCGAGCUCGCCGUCAAGACGGUCCGCUACUUCAAGUCGAUCGAAAAGGUCGCCCGCGAGCGCGGCUACGAGCAGGUCCUGCCCGCCGAGCUGCGCGUCCACCCGGCCUCGCCCACCUCGCCCGCCAGCAGCGGCACGGACUCGGCCGUCAUCGUCGACGCUGUUCAGAGCCCCACCGUGCUGCGCCCGCAGCCCGUCACGCCGGCCCUGCUAAGGGCCAACAGCCCCGCGCUCGCCCCCAACGUCCGCGCCGUGUCGCCUGAUCUCGACCUCGUCCCGGAUCGCAUGGCGUCGAGGAUCCCGGAGCCGGCUCUGACGAGGCGCCUGACGCCGAACUCCGGAGCAGCAGAUGCCCCGGUCUGCGGAUGA
Molecule: messenger RNA, 1101 nt
Organism: Verticillium dahliae VdLs.17
Lineage: Eukaryota; Fungi; Ascomycota; Sordariomycetes; Glomerellales; Plectosphaerellaceae
Product: glucosamine-6-phosphate isomerase
Exons: 3
Coding region: 1-1101 (366 amino acids)
Biological process (GO): carbohydrate metabolic process; D-glucosamine catabolic process; N-acetylglucosamine catabolic process
Cellular component (GO): cytoplasm
Molecular function (GO): glucosamine-6-phosphate deaminase activity; identical protein binding
Source: RefSeq, a predicted model, not a curated record